Ctenocephalides felis (cat flea) is the source of this 954-nucleotide messenger RNA. RefSeq lists its product as uncharacterized. Lineage: Eukaryota; Metazoa; Arthropoda; Insecta; Siphonaptera; Pulicidae. The record is from RefSeq and is a predicted model, not a curated record. The transcript has 8 exons. The coding region runs from base 549 to 893 and encodes 114 amino acids.
AGAAUUAUUUGUGGAUUCGAAGCUUAUGCAAGUGUUUACAAGAUCUUUCCCAAGGGUGCUACAAAUACCCAUCACUACAUAAUGACAGAUUUUGAUUGAGCUCUGCUAUAAAAUAGAAGCUGUCGACAAUAAUCAAGUAAUUGAAUUAUAAAAAAUAAGUCAACUCUGGAAUGAGAAUCCUGUAUUAUCUUACUAGCUUGCUUGCUGCAGUAGACUUCUUUGCUUCAUUAACUAUCGAUAACAAAAACAAUUAUUACCACAAUUAAGGAUGGCAACCCAUAAGAGAAAUAUCUGCUGAGGGAUCAAAAAGACUUCUAUGGAAACUGAAUUUAUUAAAUUGAAUACGCGUAGAGACUUCAAGGAUGUCAUUUCUGAGCCGUGUCAAGUGGCUCCGCCGGCGACUUGAUUGGUCCACGCGAUUGUCAAGUCAUUCAUUUGCGUGAUGGGCUGCAACGCAAGAGGACCUCCAGGACCAAGGGAGAGAGGACCCAGGGCGUUCUUGGAGGCCAUGAUACAAAAAUCAAUUAAGGACAAAGUGUGAUCACUAAAUGUUAUCAAUCUAUGAAAUAGUUUCAAACCUGCACAUAAUUUUACCUACUUCAGCAAUUAAAUUCUACACUACUGAAUCAACUGCCCCAUUCGACCCAACCGACUCUAGUCAAUCAAACAGUAAGCUCCGAUCAAGUACCUAUCAGGCUAUUCAAUUAUCCACUUCUGAAUCAACAGCCCUCAUCACCUUUAAUUCAUCAAACAGCAAUAAGUUAUCAAGUAUCUAUCAGGCAAUUCAAUUACCCACUUCUGAAUCAACAACCCUCAUCGCUUAUAAUCUAUCAAACAGUAAGAAGCUAUCAAGUAUCUAUCAGGCAGUCUGUAUUCUUUAUCAAACAUUUUAAAAGACGUGUUCUAAUCUUUUGUUUUUUUUAUUUCAGAUUCAAUUAUCCACUUCUGAAUCAA